Vigna radiata var. radiata (mung bean) is the source of this 1978-nucleotide messenger RNA. Its product is annotated as protein DETOXIFICATION 42. Gene Ontology annotation, cellular component: membrane. NCBI's taxonomy places the organism in Eukaryota, Viridiplantae, Streptophyta, Magnoliopsida, Fabales, Fabaceae. The transcript has 14 exons. Gene Ontology annotation, biological process: transmembrane transport. The coding region runs from base 73 to 1677 and encodes 534 amino acids. The record is from RefSeq and is a predicted model, not a curated record. Gene Ontology annotation, molecular function: xenobiotic transmembrane transporter activity; antiporter activity.
GUGAUAUGAUAAACGUAACAUGAUUUGAUUUGCUCCUUUGCUUCAUGAUAAUGCUUUUCAUCUGGGCUAUCUAUGAGAGAAAAUUUCCAUUGGUUGUCGGUUGAUCAACUACUGAAUACCAGAAGAAAAGUGGUAAACUUGUGUAAGGGAAUUCCAUUGUUUGAGAGGAAGCCGCUCUCAAGAAUCAUGUCCUUUUUAAUGUUAUUUUCUGGUAUAAGGAAUGCUCUGACAGAUGAUGAAUUAGGCCUGGAAAUAGUGCAUAUUGCACUCCCUACAACUCUGGCUUUGGCAGCAGAUCCUAUUGCUUCUCUAAUUGAUACUGCAUUCAUCGGCCAUAUAGGCCCUGUGGAGCUUGCUGCUGUGGGAGUCUCCAUUGCUAUUUUCAAUCAAAUCUCAAAAAUUACAAUAAUUCCGCUUGUCAGUGUUACAACCUCUCUGGUUGCUGAGGAAGAUGCUGCUGAACAAAGUCAUCAGUCGGAAAAAGAAAUUCUGCUUGAGGAAUCUAAUGUAAAUGUAAAGGUGGAUAUAGAAGACAAAACUGGCAACACUUUUUCAAUAAAUGCUGAUAAAAAGGCUGCAGUUGGCCGUGGCAAAGCCUAUAUUCCAUCAGCAUCAUCAGGAAUAGUUAUUGGCGGUGUUCUUGGGGUCCUACAAACUCUCUUUCUCAUUUUUACAGCUAAACCGAUGUUGAAUUACAUGGGCGUUGAUUCUAAUUCUCCUAUGUUCAAACCAGCACAACAAUACUUGACACUGAGAUCAUUUGGUGCACCAGCAGUUAUUAUUUCUAUGGCAAUUCAAGGAGUUUUUCGUGGAAUCAGAGAUACAAAAACUCCUUUGUAUGCUACAGUAAUGGGAGAUGCAACAAAUAUCCUUUUAGAUCCAUUGCUUAUGUUCGUAGUGCGGUUGGGAGUCAGUGGGGCAGCCAUUGCCCACAUUUUCUCGCAGUACUUGAUAGCCAUAAUGCUAUUGUGGAGUUUGAUGAAACAAGUUGUUCUUCUGCCUCCGACAAUGAAAGACUUUCAAUUUGGGAAGAUUCUGAAAAAUGGGUUUCUGUUGUUGGUUAAAGUUGGAGCUGUGACUUUCUGUGUGACCUUGUCUGCAUCCCUAGCAGCAAGGAAAGGAUCAACAACUAUGGCUGCAUUUCAAAUCUGCUUACAAAUUUGGAUGGCAACAUCUUUGCUUGCUGAUGGAUUGGCUGUUGCUGGACAAGCUAUUAUUGCAAGUGAAUUUGCUAAAAGGGAUUACAAAAAGGUUGUCGAAUCUGCCUCACGUGUGCUGCAGCUUGGCUUGAUUCUUGGGCUGGUGCUCUCGGUCCUUCUUAUGAGUCUACUGCCCUUUGGUUCUAAGUUAUUUACAAAUGACAGAAGUGUUCUGCAACUUAUCAGUAUUGGCAUUCCAUAUGUUGCUGCCACUCAACCCAUCAAUGCUUUGGCAUUUGUUUUUGAUGGAAUCAACUAUGGGGCAUCAGAUUUCACAUACUCCGCUUACUCAAUGAUUAUGGUGGCGUUGGUGAGCAUAUGUAGUUUAUAUGUGCUGUCCUCAAGCUUUGGCUUCACUGGUAUCUGGAUUGCGUUGUCUAUUUACAUGGCUCUAAGGAUAUUUGCAGGGUUUUGGAGGAUUGUUACUGCAUCAGGACCUUGGAGCUUCCUUACCGAAAACUCUAAUUUGUUCCAGUAGUUCCAUGCGGCUUUUAACCAUUUUGAGUUUUUGAUUCUAACGUGCACAGCACAAGCAACAUUGAAGAGAUACCCUAUCAUGCAGUACGACUACUUCAGCUAUUUCUUCCUUCUAGUGGGGUGGCUCUUUUCAAAUGAUAGUUUUUAUUUGAAGUGAUUUUUUUACUACACAUGAAUACACGUGUAUAUAUGUAUAUGAAGACAGUUUGUAUAUAGAUGAGAUUUUAGGAAAGAAAGAGCAAACUAUGUCUUCUUUUUUAAUUGAAUGUAAAUGUUUUGGUUCUCAAUUGGAAGAUCUUGAA